GGACAGAGACCCAGAGCCUGGGCAGCGAGAAGGCACCUGGCCGAGCCAGCAGAGCACAACCAGCCCCAAACAACAACAAGAGGAACCACAGACCCUUAGACCACACCUGCCGCAGACCCCACACCCCCAUCAGCCAAACAGGACCCUCAGAAGGAUGGCUGACACCCAGACGCAGGUGGCCCCAAAACCAACCAUCCCAGUGGCAACUGCAGAGGACCUGCCCUUCCCUCCCCCACCUGCCCCUGAGGAUCUGCCGCUGCCACCACCCAAGGAGUCCUUCUCCAAGUUCCACCAGCAGCGACAAGCCAGUGAGCUCCGCCGCCUCUACAAGCACAUCCACCCCGAGCUCCGCAAGAAUCUGGCUGAGGCCGUGGCUGAAGACCUGGCUGAGGUCCUGGGUUCCGAGGAGCCCACCGAAGGUGAUGUCCAGUGCAUGCGCUGGAUCUUUGAGAACUGGCGGCUGGAUGCCAUUGGGGACCAUGACAGGCCACCUGCCAAGGAGCCGGUGCCUGGUGGCAACGUUCAGGCCACCUCCCGAAAAUUUGAAGAAGGAUCCUUUGCCAACAGCAUAGACCAGGAGCCAGCUAGACCUCAGCCAUCCCGAGGGGAUGUCCGUGCAGCCCGCUGGCUGUUUGAGACAAAGCCGCUGGAUGAGCUGACAGGCCAGACGGAGGCACCGGAGGCUCCAGUGAAGGAGCCUGAAGCCAGUGGCGAUGUCCAGGGUACUAGGAUGCUCUUUGAGACACGGCCACUGGACCGCCUAGGCUCUCGUCCCUCCAUCCAGGAACAGAGCCCCUUGGAGCUACGCUCAGAGAUCCAGGAGCUGAAGGGUGAUGUGAAGAAGACGGUGAAGCUGUUCCAAACAGAGCCACUGUGUGCCAUCCAGGACGCAGAGGGCGCCAUCCAUGAGGUCAAGGCCGCCUGCCGGGAGGAGAUCCAGAGCAAUGCAGUGAGGACUGCCCGUUGGCUCUUCGAGACCCAACCUCUGGACGCCAUCAACCGGGACCCCAGCCAGGUGCGGGUGAUUCGGGGGAUCUCCCUGGAGGAGGCAGCCCGGCCUGAUGUUAGCGCAACUCGCUGGAUCUUUGAGACACAGCCCCUGGAUGCCAUCCGGGAGAUCUUGGUGGACGAGAAGGACUUCCAGCCAUCCCCAGAUCUUAUCCCUCCUGGCCCAGAUGUUCAGCAGCAGCGGCACCUGUUUGAGACCCGACCACUAGACACUCUCAAGGGGGAAGAGGAGGCUGAAGCAGAGGUCCCACCCAAAGAGGAAGUGGUCCCUGGUGAUGUCCGCUCCACCCUGUGGCUAUUUGAGACAAAGCCCCUGGACACACCUAGAGACAAGGUCCAAGUGGGCCACCUGCAGCGAGUGGGUCCCCAGGAGAGUAAGGGGUUCACACGUGAGCAUCUAUCCAGCGAUGGCUCCUCAGCGCUGCCCCUCUCUCAGUGUGCGCCCCAGGGGGAUGUGGUGAAGGGGGAUGUAAAGACCUUCAAGAAUCUUUUCGAGACCCUUCCCCUGGAUAGCAUCAGGCAGGGUGAAGCUUUGGCCCAUGGGAAUGUAAGCAGAGCAGAAGGAACUGAUUCUGCUGAGCAGUCCCAAGACAUAGGGUCCCCAGUGUACGCCCUGCAGGAUGGCAAAGGCCACCUUCAUGCCCUGACAUCCGUCAGCAGAGAGCAGGUCGUGGGAGGUGAUGUGCAGGGCUACAGGUGGAUGUUUGAGACACAGCCCCUAGACCAACUAGGUCGAAACCCCAGUACCGUCGACGUGGUGCGGGGCAUCACCCGGGAGGAAGUGGUGGCUGGAGAUGUGGGCACUGCCCGGUGGCUCUUUGAGACUCAGCCCCUGGAGGUAAUCCACCAACGGGAGCAGCAGGAACGACAGGAAGAGGAAGGAAUGCCUCCGGGAGACCCUCAGCCUGAGGCACCCCUCAAGGGUGAUGUGCAGACCAUCCGCUGGUUGUUCGAGACGUGCCCAAUGAGUGAGUUGGCCGAGAAGCAGGGGUCAGAGGUCACAGAUCCCACAACUAAGGACAAGGCACGGUCCUGCACCUGGAUGUUCAUGUCCCAACCCCCAGCCAAGCCAGAAGUUUCCCAGGAGCAGCACCUUCAGGUUAGCCAGGUCCAGGCUGGGGAAAGACAGACAGACAGACACGUCUUCGAGACCGAGCCUCUGCAGGGCUCAGGCCGUCCCAGUGGAAGAGGGCUGAUACGAUACUGCAGCAGAGUGGACAUCCCUUCAGGGCAGGUGUCUCGCCAGAAGGAGGUUUUCCAGGCCCUGGAGGCAGGCAAGAAGGAAGACCAGGAGUCCAGGGUCAUCCCUGAGCCCAUUCCAGUGGGCUCUGUGCACAAGUUCACUUGGCUCUUUGAGAACUGCCCCAUGGGCUCCCUGGCAGCUGAGAGUAUCCAAGGGGGUAACUUCCAAGAGGAGCAACCUGUGGGCUCCUCGGCCGACAGAGCUCUAGAGAGACAGGAGACUGCAGCCGAGGGGACCCUGCGGACUCUGCAUGCCACACCUGGCAUCCUGCACCAUGGAGGCAUCCUCAUGGAAGCCCGAGGGCCAGGGGAGCUCUGCCUGGCCAAGUACGUGCUCCCAGGCCCGGGGCAGGGCAGUCCCCAGGUUCGGAAGGAGGAGCUGGUGUUUGGCGAGCUUCCCAGGAUCAUUCGCCAAGUGCUGCGCCGGCCAGACAUAGACCAGCAGGGGCUGCUGGUGCAGGAGGACCCAAUGGGCCAGCUUCAACUCAAGCCGCUGAAACUGCCAGCACCAGGCAGCAAUGGGAACCUUGAAGACAUGGAUGAGUUCCAGCAGUUGCUGGCUUGUGGCCUUGGGACCUCGGUGGCGAGGACUGGGCUAGUGAUGCAAGAGACAGAGCAGGGCCUGGUGGCACUGACUGCCUACUCUCUGCAGCCCCGGCUAACCAGCAGGGCCCCGGAGAGGAGCAGUGUGCAGCUGCUGGCCAGCUGCAUAGACAAAGGAGACCUGAGCAGCCUGCAUAGCCUGCGGUGGGAGCCCCCGGCUGACUCAAGUCCAGAGCCAGUCAGUGAAGGGGCCCAGAGGCUGCCCCCAACAGAGAGCAUCAUUCAUGUCCCCCCACUGGACCCCGGCAUGAGGACGGAGAAUCUGAGGAGACCGGGAGCCACCCCCUGCCCCCCACAGGCCACUGGAAAGGCAGUCCCUCUGGCUGGGGCAGAAAAGCAGGAAAGCAGGUGCACGGGACAGAAAGGGAUGGCAGCUUUGGGAAAGUCAGAAGGAGCCACCACUGUGCCCCCAGGGCCUGGGGCCUCAGACCUCCAGGCUGCUAUGCAGAGUCUGCGGGCAACAGCUGAAGCCCAGAGCCUGCACCAGCAAGUUCUGAGCAAGCACAAGCAGGGCCCUGCCCCUGGAGUUGCCUCUACACCCACUCAGAAUGGUCUUCAGCAAGCCACUGGGACUGCCCAGAGCACCAAGCUUAUGGCGGGAGGUGACCCCAGGAUCCCAGCAGCCCCUAGAAAGGUCAGUGGGGAACAGAAAGCACUACCUGGAGAGCUGCCUGGGGGGUGGGUGACUAUUCAGGAUGGCAUCUACACUGCUCACCCUGUGAGGACCUUUGACCCACCUGGGGGUGUCCGGCCUUCUGAGAGAGGACCCCUGCCAAGGGGCAGGGAGACUGCCCCCACAUCCCAGCCUCCCAGCCCAUUCUUGGAAGGCCCAGUUCAGAGUCUCAGGCCUGAGCAAGAGGAGCCUGGGGGCUACACACAGAAGGCCUGGGAGCCUCCAGAGAAGGUGAUGGCAGAACAUGGCCCAGGGGGCCUCCGAGCUCCAGAGACCACCCUGAAGGCUGCCCCUUUAGCCCACCACACACUGGCCUCUGGGCCUGGGGCUGCAGAUGCCAGCCUGCACUCCCAUAAUGCCUCUGUUCCUCCUCCUCCUCUUCUCCCAGCUGCUGUGACGAGACCUGACUUUCCAGCCCGAGCUGGCCAUGAUGAGGACUCCAGCCAGCAGGCCUCCAAGCCCCCACAGGACCCCCUUCUCUACUCCCACAGCAGCCCUGCUGGCCAGAGAAGCCCUGGGGAGUCACAGGCAAAGACCCUGAAACUGGAGCCCACUACAUGCCCAAGGAAGAAGCCCCAGCUGCCCCCCAAACCUGCACACCUAAGCCAGAUCCCUCUUCCUCACUGGCUGCCCAAGCCCUUAGCCCCGUCUCCCAGCACCUCUAAGGAGGAGGGGCAAGGAAAAUGCAAACAAGGUGAGACUGGUACAGCUGACCAUGAUACCCAGCCAGCCAAGGCCCCCACCACUGCAGGCCAGGGCUGCAUACCUCUGGCUAGAUGCCCCACUGGACAGAGCCCACCCAGCCCCCCAUAUGGCCCCAGCACCACAGCCUUCAAGCCCACCAAGAGCCAAGCUAUGAGCAGCAACAACCAGAGCCCUGAGUCCCCCAAGCUUUCAGCUCCCGGAAGUGACCCCACCUCACUGCAGCAAGGCCUCAGCUCCCCAGGAGAGAAGUACAUGGAUGGCUCCCAGCAAGCAGCCCCUAGAAGUCCUGAGAUCCUGCAGGGAAGCCAGCAAGAGCUCCAGGGCCUCCUGAGUCAAGUGCAAGCCCUGGAGAAGGAGGCCAAAAGCACUGUGGAUGUGCGGGCGCUUCGGAGACUCUUUGAGGCUGUGCCCCAGCUGAGAGGGGCCCCUCCAGCUCCCGCUGCCCUCCACAAGCCCGAGGCCUCUGUGGAGCAGGCCUUUGGGGAAUUGACGAGGGUCAGCACGGAGGUGGCCCUGCUGAAGGAACAGACCCUGGCCAGGUUGCUGGACAUUGAGAAGGCCGUGCACAAGGCCCUCAGCUCCAUGUCUAGCCUCCAGCCUGGGACUAACACCAGGGGCCAUCCCCAGGGACCCCCAAAGGACCAUAGUACCCACAAGGUCAAUGUCUCAGACAGCAGUAGAGCUAGGCCCAACUGCCCAAGCCAGGAGGUCGGGGGUCCAACUGAAGUUCGGAGCCAAACCGAUGGUACAUGCCCUACUGAGAUCUGGAGUCAAGCCAAGGUCAGAAGUCCCACUGAGGCAAGAAGUCAAGCAUCCCUGCCCACCUCUACCACCAGGAGGCUGGACACAUUGAGAGAAGAUUGGGGCCUCCCUCGAGUAUUACCUCCCAGCAGACAUUCACCCUCCUCCCCAACCUUCAUCUCUAUCGAGUCAGCCACAAGGAAACUUCCAGAGGCUCCCAGACCUCAGGGCAGCCCUGAUGUCUCAGUGAAAAGCACACACCUCAGCCAGGAUGUGGGCCAAGCUCAGCUCCACCAGAAAGAUGUCCAGGACAAGGCCAGGAAGAGGGAGGCCACCGAGUGCUCUGGACAGCCCCAGCCUGCUCCUGCCUCAGCCAGCCCCCUGCCCACUGGGCGGCAGAAGAGCAUUCUGGAGCUGCAGACUGGGCCAGGUGGCUCCCAGUGCUACAGAGCCACAAGAACUGUGAAUGAGCAGCAUGAGAGGGUGAACCAGUGUGGGAACACAGCACUCACAUUCCCCACCAUGGUCACGGAGCCCACAGAGCUAACCAAGGGCCCAGACCCCCACCUCGGGCUCCACACCUCCCCCUUGAUGAGGCAGUUCCUGCGCAGCCCAGCCGAGCUCAGCGGGGGCCUGGCAGAAGCAGGGAUGGCGCCUAUGCCCUGCAGCCACUUCCAGCCAGCAGCUCAGUGAGCCCCUCAACCUCCCACCACCACCUCCCACCCAUCCCCUGGGCUCCGGACGAGGUGGGUGCCUACCUUUUGCACACGUGAGGAAAGGACCAAGAAGAAAAGGCAUCUGCUGAGAUUGUGGGCAGUUUCUUUUUCAUCGGUUCUGUCCAUCAUCUGCAUUCUUGCAAAAGAGGGAAAAGAAAACUGCAAAGAUGCUCCCUGAGUUGCCCAAGCACAGGAACAGGACGGGGGCUUAUGGCUACCAGUGGAGGCUAUGAUAUGUACAGACAGGCGUGCCAACACCAGUGAGUCUGCAAGCCACUACGGGAGACAGUCCUUGAGUCACCCUCCACUUUCAGCCUUUUUUUCUUUUACUAUGAGUCUUCUCCUCCUUAAUUCCUGGAGAGAAGAAGGACAGCUGGACAAGGGAUUGGUCUCUGUUUCACAUUGAUCCUAGGGCCCCUUCAUCACCAUCUUCACUGCUCCAAAGCUCACACAGAAAAGGCUGGCAAUCAGCAAUGUCCCUAGAACCCAAAGCUUCCCUCCACCCCCACUACCCCUCACUCUGCCCCUCAAAAGGGAAGGACACGGUCUGAAUAAACCCAAGUUUUAUUCCCUC
This is a messenger RNA of Sus scrofa (pig), 6262 nucleotides long. RefSeq names its product xin actin binding repeat containing 1 (gene XIRP1). Gene Ontology annotation, biological process: actin filament organization; actin cytoskeleton organization. The record is from RefSeq and is marked provisional. Gene Ontology annotation, molecular function: actin filament binding. Gene Ontology annotation, cellular component: focal adhesion; stress fiber. NCBI's taxonomy places the organism in Eukaryota, Metazoa, Chordata, Mammalia, Artiodactyla, Suidae.